GGUGCAAACAUAUUAACCACAAAAGAAGGUUUAGUAAAACUGGCUGAUUUUGGUGUGGCAACUAAAACAACAACAUUAGGCGAUUUUGGUGUUGUUGGCUCUCCGUAUUGGAUGGCUCCAGAAAUUAUUGAAUUAUCAGGUGCAACCACAUCAUCGGAUAUUUGGAGCGUGGGAUGUGUCGUGAUUGAACUGUUGGAAGGCAAACCACCAUAUCAUCAUCUUGAUCCGAUGCCUGCACUUUUUCGAAUAGUGCAAGAUGAACAUCCUCCAUUGCCCGAGAGUGCAUCUCCGGCUGUAAAAGAUUUUUUAAUGCAGUGUUUCCAUAAAGAUAAAUACGAAGAAACAAUAAAAAGUGUACAAGAGUGGAACAAAGCAUUAAAAGCUUCAAAAUCUAAUAUUAAAUUACCACCAGCUUUUAAUAGGCGAAGGAAAAGUGAACAAAUUAAGUUACAAUUGUUAUCAUUACCAUCACCCGAUAAUGCUAAUAGAAAGAAAUCAAUUGAUCAAGUAUCAAUAGUUGAUAAUAAUUGGGACAAUUUUGUUGAUUUAGGUUCAAAAAAUUUAACGGUAGUUAGUACAAACAAUGCACAAAAUAAUAGAUUAUCAAUGGUCGAUUUGCAACCUGAUAGCGAAGAUGAUAAUUGGGAUGAUGAUUUCGAUGACUCGAUAACUAUCACAAAAAUCGCUGCUCAUCAAAAUAAACAAUUAAAUAAUAAAAAAGCCAAAAAAAAUAAUAAUAUUGGUGGCGAUGAUGAUACCAAAAUGUCAAGUCCUAAAAAACAUUCGAAAGGUAAAGAACCUAUGGAAUCAUCUCAAAUCAAUGGUGAAACUAAUAUUAAUAAUACAAAUGGCUCAUUAAAAUCAUCUGCAUCAUUUGAACCACCGUCACCAUCACCAUCACCAUCACUGACUUCGUCACCAUUAUUACAACAACAAAAAAGAUCUAAACCAUUACAAAUAAUAAGACCCACAUCAUUAUCAGCACAGCAACAACAGAAACAACCAAUAAAACCAAUCUAUUCAACUUCUUUAACAGAAAAUCACAUCACAAUCUUUUCAUCAUCCCCAAACAAUACCACCAAUGCAAGACCUAAAUCUCCUUAUCCUCCAAAUCUAUUUAAACAACAUCGUCGUAGGGUCAGUGAUUUAGAAGCCAACAAACGACCAUUUUCUUAUAUCAAUGGUCUACAAAAUUCUACAUCAUUAUCAUCUGCAUCGUCAUUACCAGAUGAUAAACCCUUACCACCAUUACCACGCUAUAGUAAAUCUCCUAAUUCUGCUGGCUUAGGAUUAUCAUUAUCAAGCCGGGUUUCAGCUCCUGUCCUACCAAGCAUUGAGAUACCUGAUUCUUAUUAUGAUAAAGUUCUGUCUACAAGUGCAACAAGUAAUAUGAGUAACGCAUCACCAAUCUCGCCACUUCGUGAUACACCAACUGGUGGUGAUAAACAAUCAUUAAUGAUUAAAUCAAGACCUACUAACAAUAGUUGGCUCGCCGAGGAUAUAAGUGACGAAGAUGAUCCAUUUGCAGAGAUUGAGGAGAAAUUUGACGAGAUGGACAUGGAAGCUUAUAUAGCUAGAGACAAAUAUGCUCAUGCGUGUUCAAGGCUAGAAGAACUUAUUAACGCGCUACUGCCUAAUGAGAGCGAAGAGAGAUUAUUGAUCACAUGUGGUUUAUUGAUUGAUCUUUUGCACGAACAUAAACAACUUAAAAGUCAUUUCAUCAUUUUUCAUGGCGUGAUACCGAUCAUUGAAAUAUUGGAAAUAUGUGUCUACUCAAGUGUAUUGACCAAGCUACUGAGAAUAAUUAACAUCAUCAUCGAGGAUAAUAUUAACCUGCAAGAAAAUUUAUGUCUGGUGGGUGGUAUACCUGUGAUAAUGAAUUUCACCUUGAAACGAUACUCAUAUGAUAUCAGAUUGGAGGCCGCAACUUUUAUAAAACACAUAUGUCACACCUCACCCAUUGUACUGCAAAUGUUUGUUUCGUGUAGAGGAUUGAAAGUUUUGGUGGAAUUUCUACAAGAGGAUUACAAUGACCGCAAGGAAUUGGUUUGGAUAGCUGUUAAUGGAAUCUGCAGCGUUUUUGAACUUCAGAGUCCAACUCCAAAAAAUGAUUUUUGUCGUCUAUUGGCAAAAAAUGGAUUGUUAGAUCCGUUGGCAAACACGCUUCACGAUGUUAUAAAGGACGAAGAUGAAAAGGCCUUCAUUUAUAUUAACAAGAUAAUCAAUAUAUUUUUACAAUUCUCACAAGCUGACACCUAUGUAACUGAAGUGAUGGCAACCAAAACUAAGGUGAUAUCAAGAAUUUUUGAAGAGUUGGAUGAAUUGCCAGCAAACAUGGUUGUCUCGUUGCUUAAAUGUAUAAAAAAUAUGUCAAUGAACUCUAACACUCUGGAUGCAUUACAAAAAGCAGGAGCUAUUCAAGUAUUGACCGCAGUGUUGGAUAAACAAAGUCCACCAUACAUCACCGAAAUCUCGAAUCAAGUUCUCAACACAAUGUUUAAUCUAUGUCGUAUAAACAAGUCAAGACAAGAGGAAGCGGCGAAAGCCGGGGUCAUACCACAUUUGCAAUAUUUCGCGUCUAAUAAAACGCCACUAAAGCAAUUUUCUUUGCCUAUAUUAUGUGAUAUGGUACACACAGGCGAAUUGUGUCGUGAUUUGUUGUGGAAACAUGAUGGCUUGCAGUUCUAUUUAGAAUUAUUGAUUGAUCCCUAUUGGCAAGUAAAUGCUUUGGAAGCAAUACUUGCUUGGCUACAAGAGGAAACACAAAAAGUUGAACCAAUUCUAUUGCAACCCAAAAAUGUUGGGCACAUGCUCGAAGCAUUUGUUACAGCAAAAGCAAACUCUUUUGAAAACGUUCUUGAACCAUUACACAUGAUAGCCCAGAAAUCGCCAUCAUUGUCAUGUGAAAUGGCUCAGCCUAAAUUUUUCAAACGCCUAUUACAACGUUUGUCACAUCCAAAAGCUGUUGUCAGGCUCAACUUGUUACGUAUAUUAAAAACCGUUUGUGAUUCGCAUCCACAACGUGAAGAUGUUAUAGCCAAAUAUGAAUUGUUUGACGUUAUUGAUAAAAUGAGCAAGAAUGACCAGGCGGUUUUGAUCAGAGAGUUGGCCAAAGAUAUACUUAUGCAGGAUCCUUUUAGUCUUGGUAUAUCAUUAUCGUCAUUGCCUGUUAGCAAUCCGCCAGCAACAUCUUUAUCGAAAGACGUUAUAUCUGAGGAGGAAGAAUAUGCUACUAGUUUUUAUACCAAUAGUCAUGUACCGUUUACAUCAUUCAAAGAUAAUUUGGUUAACAAUUCUGCUUUGCCUGUUGAAGGGUACGGCGUGAAUCUGAAACAAGAAACAGUAAAACCUAAAAGACCUUUAUCGACUCCAUUUGAAUUAUCAUUGGAUCAAGUGAUUGAACAAGGAGGAGACAAGAAAACUUCUUCGACUUCUAUUUCCUCAACUCCAAUAAUACCUAAUAGUAAUUAUAGACAACAACAGCAACAAUUGCCUUCUCAAAAGAAAAGACCAGUUUCUUUUGUUUCACAUCCACCAAAUGGCAAUGAUUCAAUUAAACUUCCUCGUUCAAUCUCAUUAAAAAAUCGUAAAAAUUCUCAUCAACAAAAAAUUUUAUCAUCAGCAUCAUCUACACAUUCGUCGAUUAACAACAACGAACAACAUUUAUCAACAAUAAGAUCAAGUGUAUCAGCUACUUCUACCGACACAAAUACUUCUACCAACUAUUACAACUACAAUAAUGAUUCAGGAGCCGUCUCACUUUUCCCAUAUGAUCAUAUUCGUAAAAGAGAAAGUUCACGAAAAAUUAAAGGUAUAGCUUAUAACAGAUCAUAUAAUAGACAAGCUAUGAAUGAAGAGGAGGAAACAGAAUCUGUAGCACCAUCAAUUAAUUCAAUUGGUUCAACAAAUAUUGAAACAGAAGGUGGCGUUAUAGCAAUGAAAUUUGGAACAAAUUCUUCUAGUGCUACUACUGCUACUAAUGCAAGUAUGAAAGGAACAAAAAAUGAACACAUGGAUCGUCAUCAUCAUUUACAAUCUUCAAUGUUUGUAUGGUUGAAAAAAAGAAUGAUGGGAGGUGGGAAUAGUAAGAUUAAGAAAGAAAAAAUAUCAGCAGUCAAUCAUAUUACACAUGAAAAUCAAGAUUCAAAUAACAAUUUAAUCAAUGAUGCAAAAAAACUUUUGGGGUGCUUCUUGCAAGCUGGAACCCUGCAAUUUUCUGAAAUCACUGAAGAAGAAUUGGUUGCUAUGACACAUCUUUGUGCAAUAGGAAUCAUAAAAGAAAGGAAAAGUCAGUUAGAGUUCACAUCCAAUAUUAGUUUUGAUCUGUUAUCAAGUAGAUAUUAUCCUUUCUAUGUAGAAAUAAUAUAG
Molecule: messenger RNA, 4368 nt
Organism: Entrophospora sp. SA101
Lineage: Eukaryota; Fungi; Glomeromycota; Glomeromycetes; Entrophosporales; Entrophosporaceae
Source: the annotation of a GenBank genome assembly